CAUAUCCGCGAAAGCCUUACAAGAGUCCAGCAGUUACCUAUACUCGUACUAAUUAAAUCGCGAAGUAGAGUUACUGCAGUUGUACACGUAGUACAAGCUAACAGUUUUGUGCACUUUGAGCUUAUAGUCAAAUUGUUAUUUUGCGCUGCAAGCCUCACACAGGAAUCGAUUAGGUAGUAGUAAUAUACGGUAAUUGCUAUUGAACUGUGUUCAUAUACUUCCUCUCUAGUUGCGGGAUCACCACGAGUGUUGUCCUUCUUUUUUUGGCUGUCUGUCUGUGCAACGUUGCUCUUAUCGACAAACCGCAAUUAAUAACGAGUCUGCGUGUUUUUACUCUCCAAGAUCAGUUUUAGCUUUAUCCUGGUAGGCCGUCAAUUGCAACUCUUGAUUACUUUCCUUUGUUAACUAACCUGUCCAUCGACGGAAAUGACGAUGCCGGAUAAGACCGAAUAUCAGUUUACCAAAAUGGAGGAAACCAUCCCGGAAAAGAUCGAGUGUCAUUUUUCCCAGGAAGAAAGCCAUGUUGCUUCAAGUUCUACAGCACACGAAGGUAGCACCCAGGAAAUCAAAGGUCAGCGUCGGGGAUCGGCUUUGGAGGAUAAAAUUCAUGAAGCAGAGCAGGAAUUAAAUGAGCUUGUGCAUGUGCUCCAUGAAAACGAGCACAAAGUCAGAGAACGCCAGCAUAAAAUCGACGAACUUCAACAUCACACAGAUGAGGCGCGAAGAGAUUCGGAUGUUCUCAAGGCAAAGGUGGACGAUAUCGUGGAAUUCAGCGCUUAAAUGGAAAAUCUUCUCUUUAUGGCUUGCUGUAUAUAACAAAAUUAUGCCUUCAAUAAGUCGGUUCGAAAGUUCGGAUACAUGAAGAUUCCGCGGAUACUUGAAUGUUGUGAUGUGUCUUAUGAAGUGCUGUUUAUGAUCGCAUUCCAUUAAUUAGUAACCAUGCCACAUUCGCUGUUUAGACAUUUUUGUUGCUAAUCUUCCUUCUUAAAACAAAAGCAUAGUUUUGUAAAAAUACAAAAUUGUCCUAACAUCUGAUUGCUUUCACACGUAUCAAACGCGCAGUCGCUAUGCGCGAUAUACAGCUACUGAUUAACAAUUUUAUUGUACAAAAUUA
Messenger RNA from Paramacrobiotus metropolitanus, 1114 nucleotides. RefSeq lists its product as uncharacterized. NCBI's taxonomy places the organism in Eukaryota, Metazoa, Tardigrada, Eutardigrada, Parachela, Macrobiotidae. The transcript has 4 exons. The record is from RefSeq and is a predicted model, not a curated record. Bases 427 to 780 code for a protein of 117 amino acids.